CAUUUUGGAAAAAAAUCGCCGGUGAAAAUUUUUUGUCAUUAAAAGUCGCGUUUUCUGCGAAACUACAGCGCAGAUCAUCAUGAGGAUGAAUAUCACAUCAGCAGCUGGUGUGAUCGCUCUGUUAGAUGAGCCAGAGCCUGAAGUGAAGGGCUUUGCACUUCAGAAACUUGAUCAGAUUGUAAUCUCAUUCUGGCCUGAGAUAUCUGAAUCUGUUGAGAAAAUUGAAAUGCUGUAUGAAGAUGAACGUUUCACACAACGAAACUUGGCUGCUUUAGUCGCAUCUAAAGUCUACCAUCAUUUGGGUGCCUUUGAAGAAUCUUUGACAUUUGCUCUCGGUGCUGGAGACCUGUUUGAUGUAACAGAUACCUCUGAAUAUGUCGACACCACAAUUUCCAAAUGCAUUGAUCACUACACCAAGCUGAGGGUGCAGAACUCUGAAGGGAUUGAAGACCACAAAGAUAUUGACCCGAGACUUGAGGCUAUUGUACAGAGAAUGUUUCAAAGGUGUUUUGAUGAUCGCCAGUACAAGCAAGCUAUAGGAAUCGCACUAGAGACCAGGAGAAUUGACAUUUUUGAGGAUGCAAUCAAAAAAUCUGAUGAUAUAUCUGCAAUGUUACAGUACAGUCUGAAAGUUUGUAUGAGUCUCAUACAAAAUAGACAGUUCAGAAAUACAGUACUCCGUGUCAUGGUCAAGUUAUACAUGGGCCUUCCACAGCCAGAUUUCAUCAGCGUCUGCCAGUGUUUUAUAUUCCUGGAUGAGCCUCAGUCAGUUGCAGACAUCUUGGAGAAACUUCUCAAGGAAUCUGAGGAUAAUGUGCUUAUGGCAUACCAGAUCGGGUUUGACUUGUAUGAGAGUGCCACCCAGCAGUUCCUACAGAGGGUCCAGGGUGCCCUGAGGGGUACUGCCCCCCUGCCUGUCCUACUGACCCCUGGGUCAACCAAUACAGGAACUACAACCAAGGAAGCUACUGAAUCAGCAAUAGAUUCAGGUGCCGCCGCAUCAUCCUCUACAGGGGAAGCUGCAGCCAAUGCAGAAGAGACUGAUGCCAAACCAGUCUCAGAGAAAACACUAGAAGAUCUGAGUGAGAAUGACCGGAAACUUCAAGACAGGGUUGUUAAACUUAUUACAAUACUAAAUGGCGACACAACAAUAGAACAUCACCUCCAGUUCCUAAUACGAAACAACAAAACUGAUUUACUCAUUUUAAAAAAUACUAAGGAUGCUGUGCGGAACUCUGUGUGUCAUACAGCCACUGUUAUCGCAAAUGGGUUCAUGCAUGCCGGAACUACUUGCGACUCAUUCCUGAGAGAUAACUUAGAAUGGCUAGCUAGAGCUACCAAUUGGGCCAAGUUUACUGCCACAGCCAGUUUAGGCACAAUACACAAGGGCCAUGAGAAAGAAGCACUGAACCUAAUGUCUACCUACCUCCCCAAGGAUACAUCCCCAGGGUCAGCCUAUUCUGAGGGUGGGGGUCUAUAUGCCCUGGGGCUGAUACAUGCAAACCAUGGGGGUAGUAUUACAGAGUAUCUCCUAAACCAACUGAAGGAUGCUUCAUCUGAUAUGGUACGACAUGGAGGUUGUCUAGGUUUGGGACUUGCUGCCAUGGGAACAGCAAGACAAGAUGUCUACCAGCAGUUGAAAUUCAAUCUCUACCAAGAUGACGCAGUGACAGGAGAAGCUGCUGGAAUUGCUAUGGGGCUUGUCAUGAUUGGCACAAAAUCAGCCAAUGCCAUUGAAGACAUGGUCGCGUAUGCACAAGAAACACAGCACGAGAAAAUCCUACGUGGUCUUGCUGUCGGAAUUGCCAUGACCAUGUAUGGGCGUCUGGAAGAAGCUGAUACUCUGAUCGAAAGUCUCCAACGUGACAAAGACCCAAUCCUACGCUGGAGUGCGAUGUAUACCAUAGGAAUGGCCUAUUGCGGGACAGCCAAUAAUAAAGCAAUCAGAAAACUCCUUCAUGUUGCCGUUAGUGAUGUCAAUGAUGAUGUCAGAAGGGCAGCUGUGACAUCAUUAGGGUUCCUGUUCUUUAGGACCCCUGAGCAAUGCCCUCAAGUUGUCUCCCUUUUAUCUGAGAGCUACAAUCCACAUGUCCGCUAUGGUGCUGCAAUGGCUCUUGGGAUUGCAUGUGCGGGAACAGGCCUAAAAGAAGCUAUUGGCUUGAUCGAGCCCAUGACCAACGAUAGUGUGAAUUAUGUCCGCCAGGGGGCUCUGGUUGCAUCUGCUAUGAUUAUGGUUCAACAGAAUGAGGUCACCUGCUCCAAGCUGAAACACUACAGAGAGUUAUACGCCAAGGUCAUUUCUGACAAACAUGAAGACGUCAUGGCAAAAUUCGGCUCUAUUAUCGCCCAGGGUAUAAUAGACGCAGGUGGUCGCAACACAACAAUAUCUCUCCAAUCACGCACAGGUCACACCAAUAUGGCUGCUGUAGUUGGUACACUCGUCUUUUGCCAAUUCUGGUACUGGUUUCCGCUAACUCACUUCCUGUCUUUGGCAUUCACUCCCACAUCUGUGAUUGGUUUAAAUUCUGAGCUAAAGAUGCCAAAAGUUGAGUUUAGGUCCAACGCAAAGCCGUCAACAUACGCAUACCCAGCUAAUCUCGAGGAAAAGAAAGAUAAAAAAGGAGAGAAAGUUUCCACCGCCGUUUUGAGUAUUACUGCCAAACAAAAGAAAAAAGAAGCAGCUGCUAAAAGUAGUGCCUCUACUAGCAAAGAUGGCGCUGUAGCCAGCACUUCGAAAGACACAACUGAAAAGAUGGAAAUCGAUGAUGAAAAGAAGGAUGCAUCAACAGAAAAAGGUAAAGAUCAAGCAAAAACAGAUGACAAAGACAAAGAGGAAGAAAAAGAAGUUAAAGAAAAAGAGAAGAAAAAACCAGAACCCACAUCUGAGAUGCUAACGAAUCCUGCCCGCGUCAUGCAGGCACAACUGAAGGUAAUUACGAAUCCUGAAGAUGCCCGAUACACCACACUGAAACCCCUUAAUGUUGGAGGGAUUAUUAUGUUGCGUGAUACGAAACCAACUGAAAAGGAGGAUCUGAUUGAGAUGGUUGCAGCCAUGGGUCCUAAGUCUGAAAAUGAUGAUGAAGCUGAGCCUGAUCCCCCAGAGCCAUUUGAGUGGACAGAAGACAUGUAAACAUAUCCAUCAUUACCCCGUUUCCAUAAAAUAGUUUGGUGAUUUCAUUUUGUGAAAAUUAAUGAAGAGAACAAUUUGGAGAUUUGAGAAAUGUGUCCAUUUUGAAGAAAUUAGAACUAUUGGAAAAUACCUAUAUUGUGGAUAUUAAUAAGGAUUCACAGUGAAUGGAAAUUCAACUUGUGUUUAGAUACUAACUGAGCCCUUGACUAUAAUGCUAUAUAGUAUUUGAUUGGACUGUGGAUAUGUAAGGUUUGGCCCCUUGAACUGUUGAAUACUUACAACCAAGAAAAACAUUGAACAUUUUCAUCCAGGAUAACGAAAUUUUGUUAAAACUCAUAAGUUCUCACACUGAAUGGACUGCAGAUUUGUGUCCAAAAUAGAUGGCAUGACAUGUCCUGUUAAAAAAAUUCUUUGAAUCAUUUAUUGAUGUAAUAACUUAGAACAAAAUAUUAUAAAUAGUAAUACACAUUGUAAACUUUA
Messenger RNA from Owenia fusiformis, 3610 nucleotides. Lineage: Eukaryota; Metazoa; Annelida; Polychaeta; Sabellida; Oweniidae. The record is from the annotation of a GenBank genome assembly.